This is a messenger RNA of Saccharomycopsis crataegensis, 3861 nucleotides long. Its product is annotated as Sxm1 protein. Gene Ontology annotation, cellular component: nuclear envelope; cytosol. NCBI's taxonomy places the organism in Eukaryota, Fungi, Ascomycota, Saccharomycetes, Ascoideales, Saccharomycopsidaceae. Gene Ontology annotation, biological process: protein import into nucleus. Gene Ontology annotation, molecular function: small GTPase binding. The coding region runs from base 1 to 3861 and encodes 1286 amino acids. The record is from RefSeq and is a predicted model, not a curated record. The transcript has a single exon.
AUGUCUUUCAACAAACAAGAGGUGAUCCAAUGCUUCGUAAAUACCCUUGAUAAUGAUAGCAAUACCAGACAGUUGGCGGAACAAUCAUUACUUAAUAACCUCAGUCAACCUAAUUUCUUGAAUUUCUUGUUGAGUCUUUCAGUGGAUGAUGAAAUUGAUGGGUUUAUCAGAUUGUCUUCAGUACUUUUUGUGAAGAACUCUAUUGUUAGAUACUGGUUGAAAAGAAAUCAGCAAGUUACCAAAGUGUUGGGCAAUAUUUCGAUCAAUGAAAACGAUAAAGUAUCAGUUAAAUCCAACUUGAUCCAGGUAUUGAGCCAGUCCAUCACCAAAUUGGAUGAACAAAAUAACAAGCAAGGUGGGGUGAUUGUUACUCACUUAACUUCUAUAAUAACCAACUUUUUGGAGUCUUCUGAAAAUGAUAAUAAUAUGUUUGGGCACGAAUUGUUGAUGGUCGUUGAAGAAUUGAUCAACACUAGCAAAGCAAGCGACAAUAUCAUUAAUUCUAGCCAUUUAAUGAGUGCGUUAUUGAUAACUUUUGAAUUAUCAAAAUAUUAUAGAUGGUCCAUUCAAGGCUUCAACACUUCGACAACCUCCAAUAUCAACAUUGCUGACCAAGUCAAUGAUUCUAUUGUGUUGCUCAACAAGUUGACACAAUUCAUGAGUCCAAUAUUAUUGAACUUAUCAAUGACUAUCCUCGGAAACGUCACUUCUGCCGAUAUGUUGGAUCCUUCACUUAAUCGCCAAUUCCAUUUAUUAUAUUUAGCCCUAAAGAUUUUCAAGUUCACCAUGUUCAAUGAUUUGCCUGAUUAUUUACUCUCCAUUGAGAAUAAUAAAUUUAUUCAUAUGGACAAUUGGAUUGGUAUACAAUUAAAUAUUGCUAAACUCGGUUUCCCAAUAAAUUACAAGUUCAAUUGUGGGAAUCAAAAGGAUUAUAGAAUGAAAUCUCAGAAAUGGGCUAUGGCGAAUUUGACCAGAAUUUUCUUGAAAUAUGGCCAGGGUGAUAAAUUCGAUGUCAACAGGUAUAACAUUAAUGUCGAACAACAUAGCGCAUCAUUGAAGAAUUUCCAAGUCUAUUAUCAACAAGAGUUUUUGGGUCAGUAUUUUGAAACCUUUUUCAGUUUGAUUGAUCAAUGGCAUUCCAAGAAGUUGUUAAUAUUUGAUGAUUCACUUUAUUAUUUGGUUAGAUUUUUCAGUUUCACAUUAAAUGACGAAAAGAUUUUCCAAUCUUACUUGUCAUCGAAUUUGAAGUCAUUAAUUCAGUAUCUCAUAUUCCCUUCAAUAAUAUUGAAUCAAGAAAACUUGUCCUUGUUUUACGAAGAUGAUGAGGAGUUCUUCAGAAAGAUUUAUAACCUGCCUUAUGAUACACACAGACCAGAUACUGCGUCGAUUAAUUUCAUGUAUAAGUUGACUAACACUUAUUUUGAUUCUGUUAUUGGCUGGCUAUUUGAAUUUUUGCAUGAAAUUUUUGUCAAGAGAAAAAGUUAUAGAGAGGGAAUUGAAGAUACCAACAGCGUUCCCGAAUCAAUUCAACAAGAUUUAUCAGGUAAUAAUAACGAUUUUAAGGCGUGUAAAUUACAAAAUGCCUUGGAAGCUGAAGCAGCAUUGAGACUAAUGGGUAUAAUAUCUCACCAUUUGGUCAACAAAGAAACUUCUCCUAUCAAAUCGCAGAUCGAUGAAUUGAUUAACUCAUAUAUAACUCCAGAAAUUCUCAACCAUGAGUAUUUAUUUUUAACCGCUAGAGCUCUUGAUGCUUUGGCAAGUUUCAACUAUUCUUUUACAGAUUUGACCGCGUUGUCCGAAGCCUUUAAAGGGGUUAUGCAAUUGCUUGGCGACGACAUAAACGAAGAAUCAUAUUCUGUUAGUAGCGAUAUUACCGAUUGUUUCUUGAUUCAAGUUGAAGCACUUGAUGCUCUAAAAUCGUUAUUGGUGAAUGCUGAUAUUACAAAUUAUUUGAGAAGUUCUGUUAAUAAAAUUGUGUCCAAAUUGUUACAAUUGAUUUCCGAGUAUGAGGUUGACUUUCUCACCACCAUUCUUGAUGAGUUUAUUACCACCUUUUCCGCUGAGUUGAAACCAUUUUCCAAUGAAUUGUCAAUCAAGUUGUCGCAACAAUUCCUUAAGAUUUCUUCAGAAUUAAUGGAAGUCUAUGCCCUCAAAGCAAACUCAAAUGAGGAUAACAUGGACAAGGUUGUUGCGUUGACCAAUGCGGAGGGAGACAAAGAAUCUCAAUGUAUUGGUGUGAUUAACAAUAUUUCGGUAAUGAUUGAAACCAUGAGCACCGAAAAACUUUUGUUGAUUCAUUUUGUUAUGAAUUUUGACCCAUGUGUUCAGUUUGUGGUUCACAACUCAAUGAUUGCCUUGAUUGAUGAAAUCAUAUCUCUUUCUACUUUAUUGUUGAGAUCUAUAUCGAGAGUCACCAGAUCAAUUCAAAAUAACUUUGAUUACAUUUUGGACAACUUUAAUAAUUUUGGAUGGAAUGAUUUUUACGAUUAUUUUAAUAAUUUCUUUGAGAGUUAUGUGAUGAUAAAUUAUAAUUAUAAAAUUGCUUGGGAAAACCAAUUCAAUAACAAAAUCCAACAGGAAGUUUCAUCUAAUGACAACAGCAAUUUAUCGUUAGAUGAAGUAGAAAAAGAGUUGAAAAAUGUUCUUGAUAUUGAUUAUUUCACAUUGGAUUCCGAUAAUAGAAUUUUGACAUUGAUCAAACUAAAUACCCAAGUUCAAAACGAUGCGAUAAUGGAGUCUAACUACAGAAAUAUCAAUUUCACCUUGGCGUUGUUUGAGGAUAUUAUUUUGAGUGUCAACAAUGCCUCGUUAUUCAAGGUCUCCAACGCUAAUGUUUUGGAUUAUUACUUGAGUAUUGACAAUGUGAACGAUUCAAAUAUGCAAGAAAACCAAAUCAUUCAAUCGAUUUUAGAAGAUUGUUUGAACUGUUUCUUGAACGUGUUGUAUGUCAAUUUGGAGGAAAUUGUUUUGCUAACCGAAGAAGAUGCAGAUUUAUCAUAUAUUGAUUUUGAUAUCAUUUAUUUGAUCAAUAACUUUUUGAAGUUGUUGUUCAUUCUUAUUCUAUAUAAACCGAUUUUGACAAUUCAGAUUGUCAACAAUUUCGGAAAGAUCAGCAACUUGUUGGAUAUUUUGAACAAAAUUGACGAUACAAACUCUUUACAAGCUGAUGAGUUGCCUUAUGAUAUGGUUAAUGAUAGCAAUCCUCAAUUGAGUUUCUUCCAAUUAUUGAAUAAGCUAUGGCUCACCAUGAAUGGUAACAAUUCAUUUGUUAAAAUGAAAAAAUCCAGCAAGUUUUCCGUGAAGUUGCAAAUUCUAACAAUUUUGAAAUUUGUCAAGAAUCAAGAUUCUCUUAAGGAGUCUUUGCAAUUGAACAAAAAUGAAAACUGUAAUAAAUGGUUCGAUAUUUGGAUCCAAAAAGCUUACGUCAAGUUGAUCGAAGUUGUAUCGGAAAUUCCAAAAUUAUAUGAGGCUGAGCAGAAAACCAAGGCUGCCUUGCAAUCUGAAAACUCUAAGGGUUCGAACUCUGCAAAUGCCACCGGUGCUGAUGAUGAAGAUGACGAAGAAGAUGAUGCGGCAUUUUUUGCAGAUUUCCUUGAUGAGGAAGAGAUUCUCACUGUGGACAACCACAAUUUCAACGAAAGUAUAAGAUUACAAUUGUUGAACCACAAAAAUUUCGCCAAUGUUGGUGACGGCCAAAAAAUCAAUGUUUUGCAAGAAUUCAAUCACAUCAUGCAAUCCUUAGAGAGUUCUGGCAACCCAGCAUUUACAUUGAUCAGCUCAUAUAUCAAUCAAAAGAACUUGGGUGAGUUGGUUUCCAAGGCUAUUGAAAUCGAUAAUAAUGGGCUUUUGGUUGAUUUUUAG